AGAAACAAAACAAAGAGAGAAGAAAAAGAAAUAUCAAGAGGGUAAGUGGUAGUGCUAUGUGUGGGUAAUGGAGCAAAACGCGGGUGUGACUUUGUUGUGAGAGAUGCAUUACCUUUGAGAAACUCCAAAUAUCCGUUGCUCUCUGGUUUUGUCGUGACAACGUAAGGAAUCUUGAUCGCUGAGAAAACCUAUGCAGCCCCGAAGAGAUCAAACAUGCCCAACACAUAACCCAUUCAAACGUGUUAAAAUCUGCUUUUCCACUCAACUUCACUAAGGAAUCGACCCUUCCCUGAAGCAAUUUUGUGCCUAUGAAAUCAGAUUCUUCGGCUGAACUUGCAUAGCUACAAGGAUAAAGCUUUGUUUUUUCACAUAAAAGGGAAUGGCUACUCCUGUUGAGCCUCCGAAUGGGAUCAGAACUGAAGGAAAGCAUUAUUAUUCCAUGUGGCAAACCCUGUUUGAGAUUGAUACAAAAUACGUGCCCAUCAAGCCUAUUGGUCGAGGAGCAUAUGGAAUUGUGUGCUCUUCUGUCAAUAGAGAAACCAAUGAAAAAGUUGCAAUCAAGAAGAUACAGAAUGCCUUUGAAAAUCGUGUUGAUGCACUGAGAACUUUGCGUGAACUGAAACUUCUUCGCCACCUUCACCAUGAAAAUGUUAUUGCUUUAAAAGACAUCAUGAUGCCCGUUUAUAGAAACAGUUUCAAGGAUGUCUAUCUGGUUUAUGAACUCAUGGACACGGAUUUGCAUCAGAUUAUUAAGUCUUCUCAAGCACUAUCUAAUGAUCACUGUCAAUAUUUCCUCUUUCAGCUGCUUCGGGGCUUGAAAUAUCUUCACUCAGCUAACAUCCUUCACCGUGACUUGAAACCUGGGAAUCUUCUAAUUAAUGCAAACUGUGACCUGAAAAUAUGUGAUUUUGGGUUAGCACGCACUAACUGCAGCAAGAACCAGUUCAUGACUGAGUAUGUUGUCACUCGGUGGUAUAGGGCACCAGAGCUCCUACUCUGCUGUGACAACUAUGGGACAUCUAUUGAUGUAUGGUCUGUGGGAUGCAUCUUUGCAGAGCUUCUUGGGCGAAAACCUAUUUUCCCUGGUUCAGAGUGUCUCAACCAGCUGAAACUGAUUAUCAACAUCCUUGGUAGUCAAAGGGAGGAGGAUAUUGAAUUCAUUGAUAAUCCAAAGGCAAAGAAGUAUAUCAAAUCACUUCCAUAUUCUCCUGGAACCCCCUUCUCCCGACUCUACCCUAACGCGCAUCCAUUGGCAAUUGAUCUGUUGACAAAGAUGCUUGUUUUCGAUCCAACAAAGAGGAUUAGUGUCACUGAAGCGCUUCAACACCCAUACAUGGCCCCUCUGUAUGAUCCUAAUAGUGACCCUCCAGCCAUCAUUCCAAUUGAUCUUGACAUUGACGAGGAUCUAGGGGAAGAGAUGAUAAGGGAGAUGAUGUGGAAGGAAAUGCUUCAUUACCAUCCCGAAUCUACCAUGGAAAAUGCAGAGUUGUGCUCGUAAUCUUACUUUCUUUGUUUUUAAGUUCCCUUUUGUUGGUGCCAAGAGAGUUCUAAUAUCAUAGCUUGCUUCAAAUAACUAGGAGGGCUUUGUCAUCAAUGAGCUCAAUAUAUGCUCUGUUUUCUCUUAGUUGAGAGCAGAGAAAAACAGCAAAAAGGUGGUCAUCCUGAAAAAUCAUGUAUAACUGUGUUUUGCUGGUGAUGCAUGAUAGUUUUUAACCGCCAUGUUGAGAGAUUGAUUAUAUCUUUAGCUCGGUGUUGUAGCUGCCUCGUUUGAGUUUGUAUAUAAACAUGUCUUUUGUCUUUCAUAAACCAUUUUGUAAAU
This is a messenger RNA of Gastrolobium bilobum, 1819 nucleotides long. Its product is annotated as mitogen-activated protein kinase homolog NTF3. The transcript has 3 exons. Lineage: Eukaryota; Viridiplantae; Streptophyta; Magnoliopsida; Fabales; Fabaceae. The record is from RefSeq and is a predicted model, not a curated record. Gene Ontology annotation, biological process: intracellular signal transduction; protein phosphorylation. Gene Ontology annotation, molecular function: ATP binding; MAP kinase activity. Gene Ontology annotation, cellular component: cytoplasm; nucleus. The coding region runs from base 380 to 1498 and encodes 372 amino acids.